Molecule: messenger RNA, 2352 nt
Organism: Acinonyx jubatus (cheetah)
Lineage: Eukaryota; Metazoa; Chordata; Mammalia; Carnivora; Felidae
Biological process (GO): proteolysis; virion assembly
Molecular function (GO): aspartic-type endopeptidase activity; zinc ion binding; nucleic acid binding
Source: RefSeq, a predicted model, not a curated record
GAAUUAAUUUUUCCUCCCCCGUAUAACCCCUCUAGGAUGCUGGAAGAACACCAUCCUCCCCCUCCAGGGGAGGCAGACGCUGUUCCGAGAGCGGGAGGCGGAAAUGCUCCAGGGGGAAGCCCGCCCUUUACCAGACAAAGGGCUCAGAGGGGGCAAUCCGCCUCCACCGCUGACUCCACUAUUCUGCCCCUGCGAGCCACCGGACCCCCAGACGCAGAGGGGAAUCAGCCCCAUCACUAUUGGCCUUUAGCCACUAGUGACCUCUACAAUUGGAAAGCUCAGAAUCCUAAGUUUUCCGAGAAACCAGCAGGGCUUAUUGAUUUAUUAGACUCUGUUCUUUUUACCCAUCAGCCCACGUGGGAUGAUUGCCAGCAGCUUUUGCAGGUCCUGUUCACGACUGAAGAAAGAGAAAGAAUCCUCAGUGGGGCCCGAAAACUAGUUCCAGGCGCAGAUGGGAAUCCCACCACCAACCAGGCUCAGAUAGAUGCCUCCUUCCCCUUAACUUGGCCCCAGUGCGAUUUCAACACGGCAGAAGGUAAGGAGAGGCUCCGGGUCUACCGCCAGACUCUAAUGGGGGGUCUCCGAAUGGCUGCUAGAAAGCCAACCAAUUUGGCCAAGGUAGGAAAUGUACAACAGGGAAAAGAUGAAUCUCCAGCUGCCUUUUUAGAACGGAUCAUGGAGGCAUUCCGUACGUAUACCCCCAUGGAUCCAGAGGCUCCGGAAAGCAAGGCAGCUGUUCUCAUGGCCUUUGUAAACCAAUCGGCCAUAGACAUUAGGAGAAAAUUACAGAAAAUAGAUAGACUAGGAGAAAAAAGUCUGCAGGACUUACUGGUGGUAGCCGAAAAGGUAUAUAAUAACCGGGAGCCUCCUGAGGACAAGCAGGCUCGCGCCAUGGCGGCUGCCAGCAGUAAGCAGACUCGAGGCCUGGCCAGAAUACUACUAGCUACCACUGCUGACUUCCUCGAGGAACGAGACCGCCGUCUCCGGCAGCUGGCAGACGACACAAGAAAAGGUAAAAGCACCAAGGGGGGGAAGCAGAGGCUGCAGAAGGAUCAGUGCGCAUACUGCAAGGAGAUAGGGCAUUGGGCCCGAGAUUGUCCAAAAAGAGCCGGCGGGAAGGGACAAGACUGAUCGAGUAAAGUCCUAGAGCUGGAUGAACUAAGUGAUUAGGGGAGUCAGGGUUCGGACCCUCUCCCCAAACCCAGGGUAACUCUUAAAGUGGAGGGAACCCCUAUUGACUUCCUUGUCGACACCGGAGCACAACAUUCGGUCCUCCGCACCCCACAAGGAAAACUAGCCAGCAAGAAGUCCUGGGUACAAGGGGCAACUGGUAUGAGCCAGUAUUCAUGGACUACCCGAAGAACAGUAGAUUUGGGAACGGGCCGGGUAUCCCACUCCUUUAUGGUAAUACCAGAAUGCCCCUACCCGCUGUUAGGACGGGACUUACUGACCAAGAUUGGAGCUCAGAUAACUUUCAGACAAGGGGGGCCUCAGGUCACCGAUGGCAAGGGCCACCCCAUCCAGGUCCUGACCAUGAAACUGGAGGAUGAAUACCUCCUCCACCAGGAGGCGCUCCUGAGAGAGGAUAAUAUAGGGCUACGAGAAUUCCCCUCGGUUUGGGCAGAGACAGGGGGGAUGGGACUAGCCGCUCACAGGACCCCAGUCCUGGUAGAGCUCAAGCCAGGAGAGAGUCCGGUAAGGAUCAAACAAUACCCCAUGUCUCAGGAGGCCUGGAAGGGGAUCCAGCCACACAUCCGGAGACUACGAAGCCUAGGGGUACUAGUUCCUUGCCAGUCUGCCUGGAACACCCCCUUACUGCCGGUCAAAAAGCCUCACACAAAUGACUACCGACCGGUACAAGACCUCCGGGAAGUAAAUAAGAGGGUUGCGGACAUACACCCAACUGUUCCCAACCCAUAUACUCUCUUGAGCUCCUUGGCGCCCUCCAGGGUCUGGUAUACUGUACUAGAUUUAAAGGACGCCUUCUUCAGUCUGCCGUUGGCACCCCAGAGCCAACCCUUGUUCGCCUUUGAGUGGCAUGAUCCGGAGGAGGGCUACAGUGGGCAACUCACCUGGACACAGCUACCUCAGGGAUUCAAAAAUUCACCCACCAUCUUCGACGAGGCUCUACACGAGGUUAUCCUGGCGAACAAUCGAAAGCUCCCUAGAGCCCAGCCUGGGAUCACUAUGUACAGCAUGCGGCACCACCACAUAGGAAUCAAAUGCUCGAUGGAGUCUUCACAUUUCUAUAACUUAGAGCCACUGAGGACAGUGGAAAUGAUCAAGUCCGCUAUUUUCAAUGCAAGGGUGACUAUUAGGAACAAUUGUAACCAUGGAUAUGAGCGCAAUUGA